Dinoponera quadriceps is the source of this 1291-nucleotide messenger RNA. RefSeq names its product complex I intermediate-associated protein 30, mitochondrial (gene CIA30). Gene Ontology annotation, cellular component: mitochondrion. The coding region runs from base 224 to 1117 and encodes 297 amino acids. The record is from RefSeq and is a predicted model, not a curated record. The transcript has 2 exons. Gene Ontology annotation, biological process: mitochondrial respiratory chain complex I assembly; mitochondrial electron transport, NADH to ubiquinone. Lineage: Eukaryota; Metazoa; Arthropoda; Insecta; Hymenoptera; Formicidae.
UGUGAACAGUUGGGAAAUUUUGCUGAAUGUAGCUAAAUAUAUUUCUAGCAUAAAAGUAAAUAAUUAUGUGUUGAAUGUUAUAUAAUUACACAUGUAUAUUUGAAGUAUAUAUACACAUCAGAGUGCAUAUACAAGAAGUACAUACAAUAUAAAAUUAACCUCAAUUAGACAAAGGAAACGGAAUAAUAUAAUCAUUGGUUUUUGUAUAUUGUCUUAAACAAAAAUGUCUACGCGAAUAUUAACAAGAAUAUUGACAAAUGUCGCAAUUGGCAGAAGAAAAUUCUAUACAACAACGAAUUUAUUAACUUUACUCGAACGAGACAGAAAAUCAGGUUAUAAAAUCGUAUAUGAUAGACCACCAGUGGAAGAGGAUCUGACUGUUUUGCAAAGGAUAGUAAAGGGAUAUGGACAGUUCAAAGAGGAAUUCGGUAUUUUAAUGGAGGAAGUAAGAGAACGUUUAACAAAGGACCCAAUUGUAUAUUAUAGGCCGAAUGAAGUUGAUGUUAUAUGGCGAUUCCAAGGUGAUCCCAAAUCGCUAGAUCAAUGGGUCCUUACCUGUGACAGUGAUUAUGAAGAAGGUUUUUCAACAGCCAAAUUGGAAAUGUCAUCCAUUGGCACUGGUAUAUUUUCUGGUAUACUGAGCAAUCGUUUGCCCAAAGAUGGCAGGAUAAAGUAUUCUGGUUAUUGCAACAUCACCACAACACCUAAAUAUAAGUCAUUUAAACGUGAAAUCUACCACGACUGGUCAGAAUAUACUCAUCUUAUCCUUCGUAUCAGAGGAGAUGGAAGGACUUAUGGGAUAAAUCUCAAUAAUAGAGGCUUCUAUGAUUUAACUUGGAACGACCUGUAUCAUUACGUGCUCUAUACUAGAGGAGGACCUUACUGGCAAUAUGUCAAGAUACCAUUUUCAAAGUUUGUAUUUUCGAGUAAAGGCAGAAUACAAGACAAACAGAAUCCAGUCCUGUUGUUCGAGAUCGCGAAUCUUGGAAUUACGUUGGCGGAUGAUAUUCCAGGCCAUUUCAGGUUGGAAAUUGAUUACAUAGGUUUAGAAUGCGACAAGUACAAUGAAGAAGAGACCGCUUACGAGGGUUAUGAUCAAACAGGAAUUAGAUUUUAGAGUGUACAGUUGGGACCAUACAUAUGUGUAGUAAGGAUAUGUGUAGUAAGGAUAAUGUAAAAGUGUGAUGUGUUAUUGUCACUCUUUGUACAGUACAUUACAGUACAUUGUACAUAAUAGUAUAGAAGAUAAUGUACGUUGUGACAUAUAAAUAAAUUUAUGCUUAUAAGUAAA